AAAAUGUCGGAAUGUCGGCAUAGCAAAAUAAUCAAAUAAAAAUAUAAACAGUUAAUAAUUUUUAUGUGAUUUAUUUAUAAAUUCUGUGUUAUAUGUAAGUGACGGACACAAGUUGCUUAAAGCAUAUCACUCAGUCGAGGCAACGAAUCUUAGAUCUUCUAAACUAAGUACGAACGUAGAAUAAUGGAUACUCCUUCGACCAGUGUAAGCGGAGCCAUUGGGAGAUCAACCAAAAAAAAAAAAGUGCCCGAUAGGAAGAAAACCGGCACUACUGAUAGUAGGGACUUUGCUCGCACACCUCCUAUCUUGAUCAAAGUGAAUAGCUGGAUGAGCACCAUAGAAGUAGACUGCAACAGAAGCAGCCCAGAUUUUCCUGGAUUCGACAACGAAAAUGAUCCUCCUUACAACUUAAUUUCAAAUACCUAUUUCCUAAAGGACAAAGACGAACUGGAACAGUAUUACACCAUCUCGGAUUCUAUUUCUGAAAUCUUGGUAAAAAUAAAUAAAAGUUUCAUGGACUUGAGUCCUGGAACAAGGCGACGCAAAUUUUCUAAUAUAAUCGAACAGGACCUCGACAAUUGCGACAUUGUAUUGCCAAGUCCUGAAAAUGAGAAUAAAAAGGAGUUUUGCAAGUAUUUGCAACUAAUGAAGCCUACUGAUAAGAAAAAAAGCGUUAUUAUUGUACAAAAUAGACAUUCGAAGAGAAUUAAGAAUUUGUCCCAGCAGGAGCUGGAGAAAAAAUCAAGAACAUUGAUUUCUGAUCAAGAAAAUGAUUCAAUUAAUAAAUCUGAAGAGAAAUUACUAGAGCAUAAAGCCCCUCCUAAACCGCCUGACAAAAUUGAUGUUAUUGAUUUUGAUGGAAUUGCAGAAGAAAAUUGGUUCAAAGAGUUGGCAAAUAGAAAACCAAAGAGAACUGCAGUAAAACGGAAAUCAAAUGUUUCUGUAGAAGAUUUAAUGUCAGCUGAAUUCUCAGAGGCAGAAAAGGAAACAAAUAUUCCAGCUAGAACAGAAGAAGAACUAUUUGAUUCAAAUAAUAAUAGAAGUAAAUCUAGAGGACCUGCAAUUAAAAGAAAUUCAGUUGAUGCAUUAAUAGAUUCCGUUAUUAAAAAUAAAUCUAAUAGGAGGGCCAAGAGUAAUAAAAGGCUUAAUGGUGCUCAGAUUAAAAAUGGUUUAAAUGGAAAAGCCAAAGAAAUUGAAGAAAAUGAUUUAAUCAACAUUAAAACUCGGUCCAUGGAGCCUAUAAUCAAUAACAAUGAAAUUAAGGAUUUAACACAAACUGCUAAGACAAAUGAUCAGGCUUUGAUUAAUGAACCAGCAAAAGUAGGAAAGAGAAAGGCAAACAAUUCAAAACAAGCGUCUAAGGUGAAAGGUCCAGGCUUCAAAAUAAGACUUUCUUCUGCCAAAAGAGGAAGAAACACUAAUUCCAAUACUUCAACAAAAUCUGCCCCUAAACCCAGGCAAGCAAAAAGAAAGAAGAAUAAUUCAGCAAUAAAUGAGAAAGAUUUUGACAUUGCAACCAAUGCUAUACAAGAACACAUAAACUUGUUAAAAAAACCAGAAAAUCCUGCGGAAAUAUAUUUGUCGGAAAGCAGUUGUUCUGAGGUUGAACCUGAAACUUCAUUUGGAUCACAAUUGAAAAACUGGCCUAGAAAAAACUCAAACUUAACAAUAAAAAAGAUUUGUAUUCACGAAUCUGAUCCGCCUUCAACGGCAAAUAAAUCUUUGGAGAGGCACGACAGCGCUAUACAAACAGACCCGGAAGUACAACAUGAAUUUCACUCACAAAUUCUCAACAUUCAAAAAACUUCUGAUGAAGACUCGGAAGAAGAAUUAUCUGAAAAGUCAAGUUCACCUCCAGCAUCUGACCAGUUUACUGAUUACGCCAAACAGCAAACAGAAGACGCGAAAUGGAUCAACACUAAAAAGCAACUGGAAAAUCAAAAUUCAAUCACUGUAAAUACGGGGCAAGGUCCAAUAUUGAAGAUUUUUUAUGUGGAUUUUGAUUUGGUACUUUGUCAGGAGUUGUUGGUGUCGUUUUGGUAUCAGUCAGCACCUGGAAACGUUUUAGGCGCUCAGGAUAUGUGGACGAGCAAAGGCAGCAUCCAAAGACAACCCAUGCCCAACAAUUGCACCCUCAAAGAAUCCUUGGAAAUGGUCGCCUGCAGCUAUUUCAGUUUGGCGUACAUCGAACUGUGGACCAAAGAGCACGAGAACUAUCAGCAAGAAGUUCCCGUCACAAAUGUUUACGCUGUAGUCUAUUUUUGGAUGAAACAAUAUAACGGAUCGGUGAAAAAGGUGUUGCAACUUGGAAAUAUUAAUGGAUUUGCAGAUGAUAUUCAAUAUUCCAUUGUCAAAUCUUCACCGAAAAUCGUGGUGAGCUGGCAUUUUACUGGAAACGAAAUGAAUAGGAAAAAAACCUAUGUUUACUGUUAUCAAGUGGCGUCAGAUUUUCAAUCUAUAUGCAAUGUUGAUAAUUUUGAAGCCGUGGAUCAUUAUGUUUCGUCACUGCACAAUAUUGAAGGUUGUGACACAUUAAUCAUGGGCUGUGGGGAAAACAAAAUCACCCUUUGGAAUAUCGAAGGCGGUCGUUUGGCAGCUACCAUUGAAAUGACCGAAAUAAAGUCUCCACUUGCCACUCUAUGGGUCAAAUGCGAUAGGGGAUUUUUAUUCACAUUGCAACAAUGCGUGGACAGGGAAUUGAGACUGAUUGCUAUACACAGCAUGAACCAUUCUUGGAAGAGAUUGGCUAGUUAUAAACCACCUCUUGUUUAUGACAGAUUAAAAGGUGUCUGUGUGGAAAACGGUGUAGUUUUAGGCUUCUACGACCAAGGCAUUGUUUGUUGGAAUGCCAAAACCGCAGAAAUCGUAGUGGAAAAUGCGGGGCGCACGGAAACUGAAUAUAUUUCUGGUAAUUACUUAAUAAGUGUUGCCGGUAAUGAAGUUAAUGUCCAACACGCCUUUAUUAGUUUACUGAAAUUAGGAUAUUGGAACUAAAUUGUUUUGAUUAUUAGUUGUAAGUUGUUUAAAAGUGAUUUGAGAAUUUGGAAUGAUCCACUAUAAAAGUAGCAACUUCACAAAUUUGUUUUUAUUUCUAGUAUACUGUACUGGAUCAUUUUAGGUUGUACCUCAUUGUUAAUAUUUGUUCAAAAUGUAGAAAAUCUAUUUUUGUAUGUUUUGUAAUUUUUGUAGUUAGAACAAAUCGUUUAAUUUUUUUCCUAUUGGUGUUAUUUGCCCUCCAAAAAAUUUGUAGUCUUAGUACAAAUCGGAUUAAUAUAUUUUAAUAAAUUAUUGUAUGCGCUGUGAUUGUCAAAGAAUUGAGUGUAAAUAAAGUUAUUAUAAGUUUCAUGUGCAAAAUAUUUUUGAGAUUUUUGUGCAGAUGUCUCUUCUUUUGUACUAAUAAUAAUUUAUCAAAAAUAAUAUAACCGUUAACACAUUUAAUGAGGUUGUUUUUUUAAAUCAAUAUCAUUAAAAACCAACUAUUAUUGUAAAUAUGUAAAAAUCGAUUUGGUUCCCGGUGGAACACCCUGUAUAUUGCUUAUAUCUACAACGAAAGUCUAUAAUGGCAACUUAGUAUUUUUUCAGUAGUUUUGAAAUCUUUGGAUCAUUCUGAAUAUGGAAAUAUCAAAUUUGAAGCUGUUUGACGAAGUUUGAAAAUUUUAAAACGAAAUUUGUUUUUG
Messenger RNA from Ceutorhynchus assimilis (cabbage seed weevil), 3677 nucleotides. The record is from the annotation of a GenBank genome assembly. Lineage: Eukaryota; Metazoa; Arthropoda; Insecta; Coleoptera; Curculionidae.